Molecule: messenger RNA, 1095 nt
Organism: Ilyonectria robusta
Lineage: Eukaryota; Fungi; Ascomycota; Sordariomycetes; Hypocreales; Nectriaceae
Exons: 3
Coding region: 1-1095 (364 amino acids)
Source: RefSeq, a predicted model, not a curated record
AUGGAGAAGCAGUCGGCAGAAGAGCGAAACCGUGACUGGCAAGCUUCGCCAAACCCCAGCGACUUCUUGGGUACUUCACUUGUCGAGGCAACUUGCUGCCCCUGCGGCGUCUAUGGCCGAACCUCACGACGUCUCAGAGCUGCCCUCGGCGGUCGUGAUGCCGAUGACCUUCCCGAAGAGGGCUGCGUUGCACCCGACUGCGUCCAGUUUGCCGUAUGCUUUCCCUUCUACGGCUGUCUUCUGGCCAAGCUUCAAACCACUGUCCGAUCAUUUUACGACAUCGAGGGGGCCGAUGUCUCGGACUGGUGCCUUGGUUGCCUCUGUCCCUGCGUCACACUUGUGCGCAACGAGAAAGAAAUCUUGCUUCGAGAGAGCCAGCAUCAACGCCUCAAAAACGUCCUCGAUCGUGACAGCUCCGUCCUCGAACCGUACCGACCUCCAGCUCCCAUGGAGAACCCCAUCGAUCAGUACCGGCCUACAGUUCCAAUAGAGAAACCCGUCGACAAGUACCGGCCUUCAGGUCCCAUGGAAAACCCCGUUCCAUUGCCAAACAUCCCUCGCAGUACAAUUAUGUCCCCUGACGAUAUCGAGUCAUCGCUUGACACGCGCAUCCUGCCAUCCAUCGCAGAGGAGCCCUCAAACGCUGCUGAUCCUGUGGCAUCCGUCGACACAACAGUUGUCGAGGUGCAUGACCUUGGUCAAGACAAGGAUCUGGUUCCCGUCCAUGGCACAAGCACAACCCAUCGUCUCGAGGAUGACAUUGCCACAUUAAUCAACCCUCCUGCGAUUGACACGUCUCAUGAACUUAGGCACGAUGCCCAGACUGCCCACAUAGAGGUCCCAGGUACAGGCCAUUCAGUUGACCAAGAUCAACUCGAACUCUUGAACCUCGCUGGGAAUGAUUCAUCCAAGCAUGAUAUCGACCAGGAUCAGACGGCACCAAAAGCUCGUCCGGUGACUCCCCACGAGUUGCAAGACGAUGCUGUGGCUCCUCCAACUCGCCCAGGGCCGGUUCCGCAUUCACUUGAUGAGGAUGAGGCAACGUCCAGCAAGUCUACACCACGCAGGCCUCACAAACUCCGAGAUGACAAGUGA